Molecule: messenger RNA, 2136 nt
Organism: Tarenaya hassleriana
Lineage: Eukaryota; Viridiplantae; Streptophyta; Magnoliopsida; Brassicales; Cleomaceae
Product: CBS domain-containing protein CBSCBSPB3
Exons: 14
Coding region: 337-1998 (553 amino acids)
Molecular function (GO): protein binding
Source: RefSeq, a predicted model, not a curated record
CCACCGCCCAUAUUUUUUUCCUGGCCGUUUUUUUGUUCUUCUUCUUCUCCCUCGUCGUCGUCUCUUUUAUACUAAAUUUCAGAGAUCCGACAACAUUAAACAACCUCUGUUAAUUCCAAGAAAGAAGGAACGAUAUUUUUGUUUUUCGUUUCUUGGAUUCGUGACCCGACAAGGCCAUUAAUCGCAGCGGCUCCGGGCCGCCGAGCGUGUUGUAGGCGGUUGCGGAGGCUGCAUUUCCUAUAUCGUCUCUGUCAUUUCCCUUUGUUUUUUCUGAGAUUGAGGAUUUAGGGUUUCUUCGGAAGGAGCGAGGCAAAAGAAAUCUUAGAUUUAUCGAUUAUGAGUACCCAAACGGUGCCACCUUCAUCGGGAAGGAGGAGCACUUCCAGUGUACGGCGAGGCCCGUCGGCAUCGAAGAAACCAGUCCAAUCGGAUAACGGAAGCGUCAAUGGAAGCGUGAACGGAAACACAUCGAAGCCCAAUUCGCCUCCUGCUCCACCGCUUGCUAAUGGAGAGAGAACAGUGAAGAAGCUAAGGUUGUCCAAAGCUCUCACUAUUCCUGAGGGAACCACGGUGUCCGAUGCUUGUAGGCGGAUGGCAGCUCGACGUGUUGAUGCAGUUUUGUUGACCGAUGCCAAUGCUCUUCUUUCGGGGAUUGUUACUGAUAAGGAUAUAGCCACAAGAGUUAUUGCAGAAGGGCUGAGACCAGAGCAAACCACAGUGUCAAAGGUCAUGACCCGGAACCCUAUUUUUGUCACUGCAGAUUCUCUGGCCAUUGAGGCUCUUCAGAAAAUGGUGCAAGGCAAAUUCAGGCACUUGCCCGUUGUAGAGAAUGGUGAAGUCAUAGCUUUGUUGGAUAUUACCAAGUGCCUCUAUGAUGCUAUUUCGAGGAUGGAAAAAGCCGCGGAGCAAGGCAGUGCUUUAGCUGCUGCAGUGGAAGGUGUGGAGCGUCAGUGGGGAAGCGGAUAUUCUGCUCCAUAUGCUUUCAUUGAAACUUUGAGGGAGCGGAUGUUCAAGCCUGCUUUGUCUACUAUAAUAACCGAAACUUCAAAGGUUGCACUUGUAUCACCGUCGGAUCCUGUCUAUGUAGCAGCGAAAAAGAUGCGGGAGUUUCGGGUUAACUCUGUCGUCAUCACGAUCGGGAACAAAGUUCAGGGGAUUUUAACUUCAAAGGACAUUCUGAUGCGAGUUGUGGCCCAAAAUUUGUCUCCUGAACUGACCCUUGUCGAAAAGGUAAUGACACCAAAUCCAGAAUGCGCGGCGUUGGAAACGACAAUUCUCGAUGCUUUGCAUAUUAUGCAUGACGGGAAGUUUCUUCAUCUUCCUGUUCUAGAUAAAGAUGGGUCACCUGCGGCUUGUGUGGAUGUUCUUCAGAUAACUCACGCAGCUAUUUCUAUGGUUGAGAACAGUACAGGAGCUGUUAAUGAUAUGGCAAAUACAAUGAUGCAGAAGUUUUGGGAUUCGGCACUUGCCUUAGAGCCUCAGGAUGAUUUUGAUACUCACAGUGAAAUGUCUGCAAUGAUGCAUUCGGACGGUGCAGAGACAGGGAAGCAGUCCUUUUUAUCGGUAGGACUUGGGAACUCGUUUGCCUUCAAAUUCGAAGAUCUCAAGGGCCGUGUUCAUCGGGUUACUUCAGCUCCUGAAAAUCUGGAAGAGUUGAUGACUAUGGUGAUGCAAAGAAUUGGCAAUGGCGAUGACAACAAUCUUGAACGCCCUCAACUUCUGUACGAGGACGAUGAAGGCGACAAGGUUCUAAUCACGGCAGACGGCGAUCUCACCAGCGCUGUUACAGCAGCUAAGUCCGCCGGGAAAAAGGUCUUGCGGCUACAUCUGGACUUUACUGAAUCAACGGAUGGGCAAAAGGGUAAUAAGCAAAUGAACACGACGGAAUCUACGAGUGGAGGGGGCGGAUGGGUGACUUGGCAAGCCGGCGUGGUGGCGGGGGGCGUCGCGGUAAUGAGUAUCGGUGGUCUGAUCUACUUGAAACGUUCCAAGAUUUGAGGAUGGAACCUAAACCUAAACGGUUCGAGGAAAAAAAACCACUGUUUCGGCCGAGUUGAAGAACUUAAAGUACUUUACUUGGUUGUCUUUUUUUUUUUUUGUCCCCCCCGGAAGAUAUUUAAAGUUGGAGAAGAAGAA